This is a messenger RNA of Sclerotinia trifoliorum, 1536 nucleotides long. The record is from the annotation of a GenBank genome assembly. NCBI's taxonomy places the organism in Eukaryota, Fungi, Ascomycota, Leotiomycetes, Helotiales, Sclerotiniaceae.
AAAGUAGAAGCAUGCAUGCAAUGGAAUAAUCAAGAAAUAAUUGAAAAGAAGCCAUUCCAACGAGAAUGUUUAGAGCUCCUUGGGUAUGUCGACGGUGUAUAGAUUCAUCAUUGAAACCUGGUAAAAGGCGAUCAACGGCGUUCCCACGCUUCUCCAGCACCAUCCGUUAGUCUUCAAACUUACUCCUCCAUUCACAUUCUCUUACGCGAAGAACAGCAAACAAUGGCAGUACAUUUUCCCCAGCAUUACUUGCGCGAGCUCGUAACUUGGCAGCAGAGCAUGAUCGAUUAAGUAGCGAAACCUCCGAGUCAUUCAACGCGAAGAUUGCGAAACGAAUUGGAGAAUUACAGGACGUAGCGACAGCGCUGAAGAAAUGGGAAGAAACAAAAGACUCACUAUCAGAGCUAGAUGCAUUAUUGCAGGAUUCAUCCACAGAUGAAGAACUUCGAGAAUUAGCAGUCGAAGAUCUCGCCACCACGACCGCACAUCUCGAAGAAUUAUCUCGAAAUCUCACGAUCAGUCUUACCCCCAAACAUCCUUUCGCCGAACUACCAUGCCUCAUUGAAAUUCGACCUGGAGCUGGAGGGGGUGAAGCCGCCAUUUUUGCGGCGGAUCUGCUACGCAUGUAUAGAGCAUAUUGUGCGCGCAAACGAUUUCGCUCCACGAUCAUAAAAUAUGAAACCACUGAUGGUGAGGGUGCUGGCUCCGAUGCGCCGAUAUCCGAAGUCGUACUGGAAGUCGAAACACCCGGAUCCUACGAUUCUUUACGCGGCGAAGCGGGCGUCCAUCGAGUUCAAAGAGUUCCUGCGACGGAAAAACAAGGAAGAACACAUACUAGUGCGGUGAGUGUGAUGGUAUUACCUAGUUUCCCCACGACGGGACAGGAGGGGCAGGAAUAUUGGGAGGCAGAUUUGAAUGAUCCGAAUAGUGAUUAUUAUGUCAAUCCGGCGGAUGUAAGGACGGAUGUUAUGAGAGCGAGAGGAGCAGGUGGUCAACACGUUAACACGACUGAUUCGGCGGUUCGUUUAACGCAUGUACCUACCAAUACAGUUGUCAGUAUGCAAGAAGGGCGGAGUCAACUUCAAAAUCGACAAAAAGCGUGGCAAGUAUUGCGGUCCAGACUAGCCGCUGCAAAACGGGAGGCUAGAGAAGAACAAUUGAUCAAUUUGAGGAGAAGUGUGAUUGGAGUUGCGAAAAUGGGGAGAGGUGAUAAGAUUAGGACGUAUAAUUGGGGACAGCAGAGAGUCACUGAUCAUAGGAGUGGAUUGAGUGUGCAUAAUUUGGAUGACGUUAUGGAAGGAGGCGAUGAACUUGAUAAAGUCAUUGAUAGUGUCAGGGCUUGGUUUUCAGACCAGGAAAUCUUGGGGUUACUUGCUGAUGAGGAAUCUUCCAGGAAUACAGAAUAGACAGUGUGCUAGGGCAUACCGGCUGUAUAGAAGUGUCUUAUGCUCCCCGUGCUCAUCCAAAACCGCUGAUUCUCUGGCCUUGAUAAUGAUCAUUACUUUUAUAUGCGCUCAGCACGAAAUUCAAUGUUCA